Molecule: messenger RNA, 1681 nt
Organism: Pseudogymnoascus verrucosus
Lineage: Eukaryota; Fungi; Ascomycota; Leotiomycetes; Thelebolales; Thelebolaceae
Exons: 3
Coding region: 105-1265 (386 amino acids)
Biological process (GO): endoplasmic reticulum tubular network organization
Cellular component (GO): endoplasmic reticulum tubular network
Source: RefSeq, a predicted model, not a curated record
UAUCCGCGUCAAAAAACCAAUUGAACAACAACAAACUUCUGCCGCUCUGUCAUGCCGACGAUGAAGCAGAGAAGCUGCUCGAAUCUCGCCGGCUCAUCCUCAUAAUGGUCUCACUAUGGCCUUGGAAGGGCGAAGAUGCCUCCCCAGCCUCGUUCGAGAAGACCCUGUCUGCGCUGUCUGAAAAGAUCACAAAGGCACAAUUGCAGCUGGACACCCUAAACCAACGCUCUCGCAGACGCAUAGCACUAUGGACUCUAUACACCUCCUUCGCAUACAUCCUUUGCGUCAUAAUCCUCGCCCUCGUCGUCGGAUGGCGCAACUGGGGCGCCGCUGAAUACACUGGCGUCGCAGGCAGCCCUCUCAUCAUGUACCUCGUCCGCGCCGCCAUCUCCUCCUACUACACCUACCGCAUCUCCACCGCCACCCGCCGCCUCGAAGAAUACCAACUCGACCGCACCAAGACAAUCGACAAGCUCAAGACCGCCACAAAAUACAACUCCACCCAACAACUCCUCGAGAAAUACGGCGGCGUCACCCCAGCCCCCAAACCGAAACUAAAACCCUCCACCACCGGCCCUGGAUCCUUCACACACGCACAGCAGCACCAAUCCACCCGCAAACCGGCACGAACCAGCAUUGCCCCGCCCGCAACGGCGAAUAUCCAGCGCCCUGGCUCCCAGCCUGCGACGCCGCAGCAGCUGCCGCCACAGCGGCCACUGGCGGAGAUGUCGCCCCUCGCGCAGGCACUGCAGAAGCAGGUUCGCCAAUCUGCGCCGUCCACGCCAUUACAACAGCAGCAUAUCCCCUCGCAACCACGCGCGGAAUUCGCACCUAACGCUUUCAGUUCCCGUGCUAGCUUCGACAGCAGCAGCGGCGGCGGCGGAGGAGGUGGGGGAGGACAAUGGUACGACCGCAUCCUGGACGUGCUGCUGGGCGAGGACGAGACGCACCCGAAGAACAGGGUUGUCCUGCUGUGCUCGCACUGUAGACUUGUGAAUGGGCAGGCGCCGCCGGGGGUGAAGAGGGUGGAGGAGGUGGGGGAGUGGAGGUGUUUUAAUUGUGGGGGGGUGAAUGGGAAGGAUGAGGGGAAGAGGAUGGUGGAGGAGAUUAUGCGUGGGGAGGAGGGGGGGAGUGAUAAAGGGGGUGAGAGUGAGAAGGGUGAGGGAGAGGAUGAUGGGGUGAGGAGGAGGGAGAAGGAGGCAAGUGAGGAGGUGGAGGUGGAGGAGCAGAUUAAAGCUGGUUUGAAGGAGGGGGAGGAGAAGUGAUAUAUCGUUCUUUACAAGUUUCUUUUUUCUACAUUUCUACUGUCUCCCAUGCCCCUUAAGUGAGACCCAUAUUGUGUCUCAUGAGAGUUCAAAGCUUAAGGGUCACCACGUCCUGUAAGGCGAGUGGUGGAAUAGCUUGCUUUAUGGCUCAAAGACAGACGAUUAGGGCGCUGCACGGGCAACCCUGAUCCUUGAGAUCCUCACUAGCAUGGACUUGGAGGUCAUCCAGGGUAUCGUCCGAGGCGAUCUACCCCAGCGCACGGGACGAAUUGGCACCAUAUUUCGACGGAGUUGAUUAUGAUUCGCACCGGAAUUAAGGAAUACGGCCGCCUUAUUGCAUCGUAGUCGAGGCGACAGGAGGAGUGAAGGUGACAGGGGCCCAACGACGACAGGACGGUGACAGCAGGGUGACGGUG